AAGAUGGUGCAGCAUUCAGCUUUGAAUCAUUCUCAGAAUCUUUUUUAAAACCACUAAAAAGAAAUGUCAUACCACAGAAAGAUUUUCAGCAAUUAUUAGCUGAAUUUUAUUGUAAUAUAUACAAUAAAGAGUUUGUGGCAUUAUUACACAUUCAUAAUACUCUGAAAGAUUCUAUUCCUGUUCUUCCGAAUAUUGAUCAAUUUGAUCGAUUAAGAAUCAGAACAGAAAUAUUCGGUUCAACUUUAUCCUCUCGUCAUACUAGUUCAGCCAAAAUCUUAGCUCGUUUCAUCUUGAGUGAUGAUACUUUUGACACAUAUCCUGGUCAAAUUCAGUUCUUCUUUGAACAUAUGGUUUAUCUACCAGAAGCUAGAACACAUCACUUGGCAUAUGUAAGAUGGUAUAAACCAGCAGAAAAUCCUAAAAUUAGAUUUCAUUGCCAAGUGGCUGAUGAUGAUAAAACUUGCAAUAUCGAAUUAUGA
Molecule: messenger RNA, 479 nt
Organism: Funneliformis mosseae
Lineage: Eukaryota; Fungi; Glomeromycota; Glomeromycetes; Glomerales; Glomeraceae
Source: the annotation of a GenBank genome assembly